AUGGGGUGGAUCUGGCUGGCAGUGGUCCUCUUGACGAGCGGGCUUGCUCCUGCCCUGGGGGCAGGCUCCUUGUGCGCCGCGCCCUGCACGCCCAACUUUAAAGGCACCUACGUGGUCUGCAGCUAUCGCCGCUUGCUGAGCCUCGAUGUUCCCCUUUGCCCCAAUCAGAUGUCUCCCGAUGUUCGCGUGACGUGCGAUCUUGACGCCGCCACCACACCCGUCUCCCCCGACUGGACGGUGGCCGGCCCCCAUGUGGCACCAUUGUUCAACAACAUGUCCUCGCUGUCUCUGCAAACCACCAAUGGGCCCUGUUGCACGCUGCCCCAGCGCAACGACACGGCCUUUCCAACUCUCAAGAAGCUCGAUUUGCAAUGCACCACCUCCCUCGAAUUCUGGGCGACCCUGCCCACACCCCUUUUCACGACGCUCGCCACUCUUCGCUUAACCGUCCCCGCCUCCAACGCCCUGAGCCCACGGGAUCUUCCACCCCCGUCCCCACCGCUUGUUGGCGUCACCGCCUUUGACAUCAGCGCCGCCGAUCUUGUGCAAGUCACCCCCGACGCCACCUUUGAUGGUCUUCCCAAUCUCUCCGUCCUCAAUCUGGCGGGAAAUUUGCUCACAGCUGCCCCUGGCCAGCUCUGGCAGCGUCUCACCGCGCUUCGUUUCCUCGAUCUCAGCGACAACUACCUGCAAAACUUGGACUCUGCCGCUCUCCCAAGCUCGCUCCAAGUUCUCAAUCUUAGCCGCAAUCGCCUGCCCACCCUCCCGGCUGCCCAGCUCCAGGCCCUCACGCAGCUGCAAGAACUUCACCUCGGAUCCAAUGUGCUCACCACCUUAGCGCCUGGCGUCUUCGCUCCCACCUCCAAUCUUCGGCAGCUCACCCUUGCGGCCAACCAUCUCACCGAUCUUCCUAGCACCGGUCUCUUCGCGGCCCUGACCCGCCUCCAACUCCUCGAACUGUCCGACAAUGCCCUGACCAAGCUUCGAGCCGGCGCCCUGCGGGGCUUGGGACAGCUGCGCACCAUCAACCUCAGUUUCAAUCAAUUGCAGACCAUGGAAGCCCAGGCACUCGCAACCGUCCCCCAGCUUCGUGUGCUCAACAUGACUGGCAAUGCCGGCCUCAAGACAUUUCCAACCGAGCUCUUUGCACACCAGGGCUUGCUCGAGCAGCUGCUCUUUCCAGGGUGUGGGCUGACGGGCUUCGCCUCAAACCAGUUUGACGCUCUCACUAGUCUGCAGCAGUUGGCCUUUUAUUCCAAUAACGUGGCCACCAUUCACCCUCAGCAGUUUGCACGCCUGACCAACCUCGUGUACCUGCCCAUGGCCUCUAAUCGGCUCAAGGAGCUUCCCCCGCACAUUUUUGAUUCCCUGACGCGCCUUGAGGUCCUCUACAUUGACUCGCACCGCUUCACCAGUCUCCCGCCGGGCAUUUUUGACCGCCUCACAAACCUUCAGCAGCUUUUUGCUUACAAUCUCAAUCUCACGAGCAUCGAUCCUGGCCUGGUGCGCCACAACACCAAUCUACGCUAUCUGGACUUGAGCAACUCCUUCCAGCCUGCCCACAGUCAAACUGUGGACCUCCAGCUCUCGGGCCUUGUCAACCUCACGACUCUGCUCUUGACCAGCCUCCAGCUGCCCGCUGGCACCAAUCAGGCCCUGCUGGCGCGCACCAAUCUGGAACACGUGGAACUCGGCGGGGCCUCGGUGUGCGACCCUGCAACUGGUAUUGGCAAUUUUACACUGAGCGACGCCAUGUCGCGGUUCGUGCUGCAAGACACCAACUGCGAGGCCAUCUGGGUGGCGGCCCAUCGGGUGGCGGCCGAAGUUGUGCUCAUGUACAACAAACAACUGACCAGCGUCACGGUUCGCGCAAUUGAUCUGCACGAGCUGGCCGUUUCCCACAACCCCGUGCUGCGCACGCUCUCCAGCCCAGCCUGCACUGAAUUUGAUAUGAGCGGCACACCCUUGCCGUAUGACGACCGAUACUGCCAGGCCUGGGGGCAGAAUGUGUUUCAGGCACGGAGCCUGAGCGAUCCAAGUUCGUACAGCGACAAUCUGGCUCGUUUUUUGCGCAAUUGCUUUUAUAAUGCUGCCAUUCUGGAUCUGAGUGGUAACGGCUUUAUGAACCGGCUCACCGUGAUGCGUGAGACGCUCGGCCAACCUUUUCUGGUGGGCACGGGGAUGGUGCAGCCGCGGGUGCAGAUCAACCGAAUGUGGACGCCCGUGUUGUCUUUUGCAGCGGUGCCUGCUCUUGUGCUGCAGGAUGUGCCGGCCAAGUGUUCCCUGCAGUCACGCUGGGACCGCAUAUUUGACCAGGCCAACAACAACGAGGCUGUGGACGUGUAUCAGCAGUUUGACUGCGCAUGCGUCCCAGGGUACUCGACUCAGGGCGCAGCAGGUACCUGCACGCGCAACAAGACGUUCUUGGACCAUUGGUGGGGCAUUCUCAUCGUGGUGGUUGCCAGCACGCUGGUUACGCUGCCGUUUUUCAUCUGCGUGCUGCGCGUGAUUUUCCGCCGCCUGCGCAAGGUGGAAGAUGAUCUCGAGCUCAACGCGCGCCUUCUUGAAAACGCCGAGACUGUGGUUUCGGCCCUCAAGAAGGGGUGGGAGAUCGACUUUGAGGAACUCGCGCUCCGCGAGCGCAUCGACGGGAGCAUCCCAGGCACGUUUGGGGAAGUGUAUCGGGCCGAGUGGGGCAAGUUUGAGGUGUGCGUCAAGGUUUUACGCCUCAACUGGCUGCAUAUGGACCCAAUGGUACGGCAAGACUUUGAAAAGGAGGCCGAAUUUUUGCAACAGACCAAGCACAGGAACCUCGUGCGUUUCUUUGGCCUGGGGGAGACCAACUGGAGUCCGCCAGCUCCCUUUAUCGUGCUCGAGCUGGUGGAGCGCGGUGCUCUCAACGAUGUCCUCAACAAAGAGCAUCUGCCAUGGCGCACCAAGCUGAGCAUUGCAGCGGACGCUUCGCGUGGUUUGGCUUUUAUUCACAGCCUGGGCCAUCUGCACCGAGACGUCAAGAGCGGCAACUGCCUGAUUACGAGUGAUUAUCGCUGCAAAAUCAACGACUUUGGGACCCUGAAGCGGCCUUCAGAGGAUCGCGAGCGAGAGCAUCUCAGGGGCGUGGAGGAUGACGAGGGCUGGAUUGCUCUGGGUUCGCUAGCCAGCACGGUUGCGUCGACGGGCUCGAGCCAAGCCGCUCUUAUGACCAUGUCGACAACGGCCGGCACACCCAUGUACAUGGCGCCCGAGUGCUUGUUGCAGGGCAAGGUGUCUCCUGCCGCGGAUGUUUUUGCUUUUUCACUUAUUCUGUGGGAACUGCACUUUGAGCGUAGCCCGGACAUUUUGCGCGAGCUUGAGGUUCCGCUGCGCGGACCGCUGUUUCCCACCCUGUGCCGAGUGUACCGCGAAGGGCGCCACUUGCCCUUGGAGGGCAUGGUCGACUGGUAUCAACGGCUUUGCGCAGCGUGCAUGAGCCUCGAGCCGGCUGAUCGACCCUCUUUUGACAGCGUCUUGCACGAGCUUGAAGCAACCUUGGCGCACCCGGACCUUGACAUGGAGGUCAAGGCGGUGGUGUCUCAGCCCCAACUUGACCUCGACACCUCUACAGAAGAACAGCGCGUUUAA
Messenger RNA from Monosiga brevicollis MX1, 3621 nucleotides. RefSeq lists its product as uncharacterized. Lineage: Eukaryota; Choanoflagellata; Craspedida; Salpingoecidae. Gene Ontology annotation, biological process: protein phosphorylation. The transcript has a single exon. Gene Ontology annotation, molecular function: protein binding; ATP binding; protein kinase activity. Bases 1 to 3621 code for a protein of 1206 amino acids. The record is from RefSeq and is a predicted model, not a curated record.